CUUCGAGGAUGGCGGCGUCCGCAGCGCUGAUCCUGCAGGAGAGCCCCAGCAUGAAAAAAGCAGUGUCGCUGAUAAAUGAAAUAGAUAUAGGAAGCUUUCCACGAUUGCUCACCCGAAUUCUUCAAAAACUUCACCUGAAGGCUGAGAAUAGUUUCAGUGAAGAAGAGGAAGAAAGACUUCAAGCUGCAUUUUCUCUAGAGAGACAAGAUCUUCACCUAGUUCUUGCAACAAUAUCAUUCAUUUUAGAACAGGCAGUAUAUCACAACGUGAAGCCAGCUGCUUUGCAGCAGCAGUUAGAGAACAUUCACCUUAGACAAGACAAAGCAGAAGCAUUUGUCAAUGCUUGGUCAUCUAUGGGUCAAGAAACAAUUGAAAAAUUCAGGCAGAGGAUUCUCGCACCCCACAGGCUGGAGACGGUCGGAUGGCAGCUUAACCUUCAGAUGGCUCACUCUUCCCAAGCAAAACUAAAAUCUCCUCAAGCUGCGUUACAGCUAGGAGUGAGCAAUGAAGAGUCGAAGAGCCUGAAGAAAGUUCUUGUGGAAUUCAGUCACAAGGAAUUGUUUGAUUUCUAUAACAAGCUUGUGACCAUACAAGCACAGCUGGAUUCCCUUACAUGAUGUUCG
Messenger RNA from Eubalaena glacialis (North Atlantic right whale), 623 nucleotides. Its product is annotated as COMM domain-containing protein 10-like. NCBI's taxonomy places the organism in Eukaryota, Metazoa, Chordata, Mammalia, Artiodactyla, Balaenidae. The transcript has a single exon. Bases 9 to 617 code for a protein of 202 amino acids. The record is from RefSeq and is a predicted model, not a curated record.